Molecule: messenger RNA, 2896 nt
Organism: Closterium sp. NIES-67
Lineage: Eukaryota; Viridiplantae; Streptophyta; Zygnematophyceae; Desmidiales; Closteriaceae
Source: the annotation of a GenBank genome assembly
GGAGAGGAGGGAUGGAUGGGACUGGUGGCAAGGGCGGGGAGGACGAAAGUGAGGGGGAAGGUGGGAAGCCCGUGCGAGGAAAGGGAGAUGGAGAGGAGAAGGGGUCGACGGAGGGAGAGGAGGAGGAAGAGGAGGAGGAAGAGGAGGAAGGGGAGGAAAGGGAGGAGGGGGAGGAGGAAAAAACAGGUUUGGGGGGGAAGAUUAGUAAGGGGAAGGGAGAAGGAAGAGCGUCAGAGAGAAGGGGAGAAGUUAGGGAGGGGGAGGAGUCUCGAGGGAAGCAGUCAGUUGGGAGGGAAGAGGAGGGAGAUUCAAGGGCAGAGCAGUUGGCAGGAGAAAGGGAGGUUAGUGAGGCUGCUGCUGCUGCUGUUGCUGCUGCUGCUGCAGGGGGGAAGGCGAGGAGAGGAGAGGGCAGAGGAGAGGAAGAAAGGGCGAUGAGUGCAAGGAAGGGCGGGAAAGGAGAGGAGGGAAGUGAGGAUGUGGAUGAAGACGAGGAGGAGGAAGGAGAAGCAGAGGAGGAGGAAGAAGAGGGCGGUGGGAGGAAGACGGGAGGAGCAGGGAAGGACGAGGUUGGUGGGGAGAAGAAGGGAGAGGAGGAGAAGGAGGAGGAGGAGGGGGAGGCGAAGGGAAGUGUGGAGGAAGAAGAAGAGAAGGAGGAAGGGCAGAGAGAUGUGGAGGGUGGGAAGGGAGUAGAGGAGGGUGGGGACACAAAGAGCCCAGGUAGGAAGGCAAAUCCAGAGGAUGGAGAGAGGGAUGGGGUGGAGGAGGGAGUGGAGAGGGAGGAAGAGAGGGGAGCAGGUAAAGAUAGCAAAAGCUACGGAGAGGCAGGGGAAGAGGAAGAGGGACAACGGCGGGAGGAGGGAAGUGCGGAGGGUGGUGAACGUGAGGGUGGCUUUGGGACGUCUGAAAGCGCAGGGGGCAGUGAGCGUGAGGGUGGCAUGGGAGGGGAGGAAGGUGGGGAGGUGAGAGCAGGGAUGGGUGGGGACCAGACAGGUGAAGGGGGACCACAGGGAGGGGAUGGGGACGAGAGCGAAGGGCAGCAAGGGGAGGAGGAUGGGGAUGAGCAUUCUGGGGGGGCGCGAGAGGACGGCCAAGAGGCAGGGCAGGGAGCAGGAGAGACAUGGGGGGCAGCAGGAGAGGCAGGAGCGGUUGAGGGAGAAGUAGAGGGGCAGGAAAGCGGGGCGGGAGGCACUGGAGCAGCAGAGUAUGGGAGCAAGAUUGGAGUCGAUUCGUCCUACAACGGAGCACAGGAGCAGCGGGGCAGUGAGUUCGGCAGCAGCAGCGACGUGAGUGUGUCGGACGACCACUCCCUGGGCCUGGGGCCGGGCUUCGGCCACGCAGCAGCAGACCUCGAGUGGGACCUGCCCCCCCCCGUGCUACAGACGAGGGCCCAGGCUGUAGCAGAGGGGUACAGGGAGGCAGCAGGCAGAUUCGUUCCCAUGCUGCCUGUGGAACAGGUGAAGCGGGUGGAGGAAGCUGCAAGGAAGUUUGCCAAGGACGGAACAAUCAUCUUCGCAGCAGCUUCUUAUGUCUACCUUCCUCUCUUCCGCAACUGGGCGGCGUCUCUCAGCCGCAUUGGCCUCGCCAACCACUUCCUGCUCUUCGCUCUGGACCAGGCCAUGUACGUGGCAGUGGAGGACGCCUACCCCGGCCACGCCAUGUGGCUCGAAGUGUCGGACCUCACUCAGCAGCCAGCACCUCGCCCCACCUCCUUCCACCACCUCGGCUCCCCCGAGUUCCUCCUGUUGGCGGCUCGCCGGCCGUUCUUCGUGCGGGCUCUGCUUAAGGCUGGGGUGAAUGCACUCUACAGCGACCUCGACACGGUCUGGCUAAAGGACCCCCUCCCAUCCUUCUCCCCCUCCCUUGACAUCACCUUCCAAGACGACUCACACCUCUUCUCUCCUGGCGAACCAUCCCCCCUCCCCAUCCGCUCCCCCUCCUCCUCUCCCUCCUCCCCUUCCAAUUCCUCCCUCGCCAUCCCUCUCCCCUGGUCCCAAAUCGCCCGAGCCUCCCCGUGCCUGGCCCUGUUCCGCCGAACCAAGGCCACUGAAGCUGUGGUGGAGGAUUGGGCUCGGAGAAUGGCGACAGUGGACUACGCCUAUGCCGUGCCUAGCAGUGAUGUACCCCUGCUGCAAAAGGCCCUGUUUCAAAUGGCUAAGGAUGGGCAGCCCCUGAGCCUGGGCGUCCUUCCUCAGGAGUCCUUCCCCCCUGGGUGGCUUGCUUUCAGCCCUCUCGGUUCCUCCUCCCCUUCAUCCUCCGUUUCCCCGUUUUCAUCCUCAUCCUCGUUAGAAGCCUCCCAGUUGCCAGCUCUAGGAUCCGAGUUGCUUAGAAACGAUCAGCCGCCACUGUCGCUGUCGUCAAUGGGCGCAGCAGGGGGGGGGUCAGGGGAGAGAGUGUGGCUGCAGGAGCACCGGGAGGAGGUGGUGGUGGUGCAUUGCAACGCUGCUAGACUGCUGCCGUUCAAGAUAGAUGCGAUGAAGGGCGCCGGGGUGUGGUUCUCUGAUGCUGUAGAGUGAUUCCAUUGCAGUGGUUUGGGUUGGAUACAAGAGCACAGGGAGGGGUGGUGGUUGGUGCAGUGGUGGUGGUGCAUUGCAAUGCUGCUAGAUUGCUGCCGUUCAUGAUGGAUAUGGUGAACGGAGAAGCCAUGUGGGUCUCUAAUGCGACAGACUGAAGGUUUGGUGGCGAUGAGAUGUGGUAGGGAGUGUAGGGAGGAUUUUAUGGUGGUAGUGGAGGUGAGCGUGUUCCUUGGAAAGCAGUUAAGUUGUCGCCAUUCACCAUGAAUACAAGCAGCUGAAGUGUGGUUCUCAUGCCACUGGGUGAAUGCUAUGAUAACCGUUUGAAACAAUUUUGGAACUGGAGUGUGGGUUUUAUGUCACUGCUUGAAUUGCUUUUCAGAUUG